Messenger RNA from Alligator sinensis (Chinese alligator), 3270 nucleotides. RefSeq lists its product as uncharacterized. The record is from RefSeq and is a predicted model, not a curated record. The coding region runs from base 579 to 1667 and encodes 362 amino acids. NCBI's taxonomy places the organism in Eukaryota, Metazoa, Chordata, Crocodylia, Alligatoridae. The transcript is spliced from 3 exons.
AAGCUACAGACCCAGAACAAGAAUGCUAGCUCUGAAAACAGAGAUGGAUGGUUCCAUGCAAUAUGGAGCCCUGGCCUGGGUAUAAUCCCAGGAUAACUCCAGCUGCUCAUACUGGAAACAUAAGAGCUUUAUGGCAAGUGAAGGGUUGCUGAGAGAAUGAGCUGUGAGGAAGUCUCGUUUUGUCACUGGCACAAGCGACACUGAAAAAGGACUCAGGGGAUAGGACUCCCGAGGGGUCUUCAGUGGAGAAACUCAUUCCCAGUUGGAUUCAAGAAGACAGGAUGAUAUCUGUCCAGCUGGAAGCCAUCCAGGCAUGCUGAGGGUGCGUGUCCAGGUUCUGGGUGAGAAAGCAGAGAAGUUUACCAUGUUCGGAGAUCAUGGGACCGUGGAGUCUUAUGAUUCGUCUGAUGUUACGCUGAGGCACCAGCACACCAAUAGGCAGAGUCUUUGCUCAACAAAGCCCAGUAUAAACCCUGCCCUAACGUCAGAACAAGGUUCAGUCACCAAGGGGAAGAGGAUCCAAGCAGACAGAAAAAGAAAUCCAGCCUUCCCUGUGGAAACACCGUCUCUGCAGCACGAUGCAUCAGGAGAGAGAUCUCAGAACCCUGAGUGAGGAGACCAUUCCUCUUGCUCCUACUGGUUAUGGUAGGGGAAGUCUUCUCCCUCAAACAGACAGGAUAGUCAUGGAUUCUGCAAAGUGUGACCCACAAGACAAAUGCCUUGAAUGUGCGAUUGCAGAUGGAAUGAAACCCCUGGUGUCAGUAGCCAAGUGUCUGCAGCAUGGAGGGUCGGACACUCAGGCAGCUAUACCUGAACUCAUGAACUGUGCUUUUGAGACACUCAGAUCUGCAAAGGAGCUGGCCAACGACAAACAGAAUAUAGCCAGUUCCCAAAACCAGAGUCUCCUCGUCCAGAGGGAGAAGCUGGGAAAUGAAAAGAAGCAGAAAGAAAUUAACCUCUUGUUGUUUAAUCUCGACCUAACAUACAUCGGGCAGAUGAAGCAGGUUGCCCAAGGCAUGAGGGAUACUGCAAAGAGGCACCUGCAUGAACUGGAGGGGGAGCUGAAGAGAGUAAAAAAGGAGGAAAAGUGGCAGAAAAUCAUAAGGAACAUUGUGAUGGUCAUCCUACCUCUUUACACCCUCAUUGUUUCAGUGCAAGCUGUGCGUGAAGCCCUCCAUAUAACAGAUGAGACCCAGUCUUCCAUCUCCCUAAGUGUGGUGGUUGCCAUUUGCCAGGCCUCUCUCUAUGUGACUUACAAGACAGUGAAGGAGUUGGAAAAUGCCAUUGAGCACUACACAAACAAGGUUUUUGAGUACAACCAGAAGGUUUACACAUAUGAGAAGGAGGAAGGAGAAAUCCGGAUGAAAAUGGAGGAAUGUAGCAAGACCAAGGAUCAAGAACCAAAGCUUUCAGCAUAUCAGACAGCCAAACUGGACAUGUACACUUCUUUCCUGCAGGUUGUGGUGAAGCUGCUUGCGUGUUACAGGAAGAACGCCUCUAAGUACUGGUUCAUUUUGCGGAAAGUUUAUUGCCAUCUGUUGCGAUUAGUGGGAGAGGAAGAUCAGGAGGACAUGCUGGAAAACGAGCACCUGGCUCAGAAGCUAGAAUCUACUGUUAUCAAGUUUGAAGAAAAUCACAGGGCUUCAAUUAAGGGCAAGCAUUGUUAGGGCUGAGAUGCCAAGGAGAAGGUGAAGUCUGAGGAAGAUCUGAUUCUGUUAUUAGUGACAUGAAAUGAACACCAGAGUCUCUGGCACCAGAACGGACUCCAGGGAUAGCAGCUGGGUCUAAGGUGUGGUGGAAACCUUAUAUCAGUAAGAGUGAUUGUAAAGGUGUCUCCUUUAAUUAAAACACAACACGUCUGUGUGAUAUUAUACAUGCUGAAUUGUGCGCUGGGCCCAGGAAAUGCUGAAUGUCUUUUCUUCUGCAGCGGUGGUGUCUGUCGGCCAUUCCUGGCAAUGCCCCAUUUCUAUUUCACAGCUGUGCAGACUAGUGAAAAACCUUAACUCAGGUGUAGAAAUGACUGAUAGUGAAGUAUUGGGGGCACUGUCAAGAUACUCAGGAAGGCUAGAUUUUGGUGUAUGAAUCUGAAUAAGAGAUAUACAUUUAACUAUAAUGACCAUGGGAAUACUGACAUCAUAGCUUUUGGCUAUUUUGAAUCUUUUUGCUGCUUAGCUAGUUGUGCUUGUUUAAAUGUAAUAAAUACUUUAUCAAAUCAAUCCACAUUCCAAUAAUUGUAUUUGUUUUUCCUUUCAUCUUAAACCGAAUAAUAUAACAGCUACUUCCCCCACCUCACCCAAGCAUAUCAGUAAAGCUUCUAGUUCCUCUUUAACUGGAGAAAAAAUAUGUGUUGUGUUGUGUUAUAUGUGAUGGUGCACUCAUUUUCAAUAUCCAUUAAUGGUGGCGGAGUUUCACACAUUAUUAGCAAAUCUCUCACCUUUUAACUGAAUGACAGGAUGGUGUGAACCUAAAAAAAUGAAGCCCUUCCCUCCUGCUUGCCUACAGGCAUCUGUGUUUAACAGGAGGCAAUUAAAACAGGUCCAGAUAAAGAAGUCAGCUGCUGCUGGGCUGUAUUGCUUAGUAAAAUGUACAGAUUCAAGGACACUGGACAUUUAAUAAAUACAUUAAUUUCAUGGAAUGUUUUCCAUUUGGGAAAAAAUGCUUAAAAUUCCCCCAAAUAUAUUAAAAUGGCCUUUCCAGCAUUUUUAAAUGCUUUAAUUUUUCAUUUAGAAAUCACUUUUCAUUUCAAGUUUUUCUUACUAUGAUUUUAAAGAUUAGAAAUGGAAAAAGAUCAAUGUCAGACUGAAAUGUUUAAUUUUUUUUAGAUAUUUCCUCUUUCCUUAAAUCACAAAAUCUUUUGAUUUUUAUUUUGAAUAGAACAUCUUUUUAAAAAUAUCAAAAUAGCCUUUUUCCCCCUUGUUUUGUUUUUUCUCCCUCCAACUCUAGUCUUUUUGCCUCCCAGUGAACUGGGUCUCAUUUACAUGGUUAUCUGUGUUGCCAGAAUGCCAUUAUUUCUGCACUCAUCCAUUGAGCUUACUAGGAACAGCAGAAUAAAUAAUAUCUAAGAAAAAAAAUUGCUUCUAAAGUUUGCAAAUGACAUGGAUCAUAUGGGAAGUCGGGUGCACUUGAACAAUGCAACGGAAAAUAUUUUUAAAGCAUCAUUGGCGCCGCCGUGCCCCCCCAGCCGCCGGGGGCACGCAUCAUUCAUGUUAAGCAUAAUGUGUGAGUUGACUGGAGUUCUUUGGCAGAGAAAGUUGCUGGGGUCAAGAACUC